Molecule: messenger RNA, 2292 nt
Organism: Aspergillus homomorphus CBS 101889
Lineage: Eukaryota; Fungi; Ascomycota; Eurotiomycetes; Eurotiales; Aspergillaceae
Gene: trm44
Product: tRNA (uracil) methyltransferase
Exons: 2
Coding region: 193-2292 (699 amino acids)
Biological process (GO): tRNA methylation
Molecular function (GO): tRNA (uridine) methyltransferase activity
Source: RefSeq, a predicted model, not a curated record
GUUGAAUACUUCUCCAACAACAAGAAUAUUAUCGAUUGCGCCAAAUUCUCCAGGAUUGAUGAAUACCAUCAAAUUGAUACCAGGAGAACCCCCAAGCUAGUGUAGCUCUAAUCGACCCAAAACAGAUCGAGGGCAAUUAUUUCACACCCCUCACAUAAGUCUCUGCAUCAGACAGAAGAACGGCGAGCGACAAUGACCAGAACCUCGCGCAAGCCUCCCCGAGACCCAGCUCAGCUCUCGGGGAAACCACUAGCAGAGACCCUUGAGCCAUCACCCAUCCUGCACAGCGAGACAGAAGACUGGACAACCUCUCGUGAUCUCACCGAACAUGGCCUGUCGUUUGUGCCGGAGGUGAUGCAGGACUUGACCCUGUACCUGUUGGCCAACCCCAAUAUCAACUCUAGCCACCUGUUCCGGGCCGAUAUCCUCUUCGACAGCGAGGGCAUCAUGCGCACCCCGAAGGAAAAGGCGCAGUCGUUCGCACUCACAGGCAACGCUAACGCGGCGACCAUCGCAUCGGCCGAAGCUCGUGAGGGCGAGGACGAGGAGGUCGAACCGAUCGCCGCGCGCGAAGUCCCCGGCUUCUCGCUGACAAGGACCGUCGUGCGACGGCUCGUGCCCCGGAACCCUAAGCUGGACCGGACCCUGGACCAAACGUGUCACUUUUACGAGGCAGGUUCAUCUCUGCCCUGUGCGCAGGGAGCUGAGGACGUUCCCUCCGCAACCAAAGAAGGCGAGCAGCGCACUCUCAAACGCUACCUGGUCAUCUACACACCGCACAUCACCAAGGAGGAGGACAUCCCCUACUACCACCCUACGCUCCGCUCUCUCGCCUAUCUAUACGACUAUACCGCGCUCUCCGCGAAUCCAGAGCCAUCAUCAACUCCCACCUCCGGACGGGGAACGUUAAGUCUACAUACCCUCCUCUUCCCCAGCCUCCCCAUCACCAACCGCUUCGAACGCACCCUCCAAGCCCUCCUGAACACGCAAAUCCGCCUCGCGCGCACCACGCGUCUCCCCACCGCUGGCCCCUCCUCCACCUCCAUAAACACCACCCAGCACCAGCUCGGCGCCAACAAAAACCCCCUGAAAGACAACAUCCUCCCGCAACACCUGGUCCAAAACACCUACACCCGCCUCAAGGCCAAAUACGCCAGCAGCCUGUGCCAAAACUGGGUCGAAACGACAGAGCCCUCGAAGCACGUCUUCGAGGACCUCUCGAUCGCCGCCUUCCUGAUCGAGCUGUGGCGCAGCAUGUACGGCGCUUUCCCGGAGGAUGAGCGCAGCAGCAGUAGCAGCAGCAGUAGCAGCAGCAGCCACAACAAAUCCCAAUUCCCCGGCUUCGUCGACGUAGCCUGCGGCAACGGCGUGCUAGUCUACAUCCUCCUAAGCGAAGGGUACGAGGGGUGGGGGUUCGACGCGCGGCGCCGCAAGACGUGGGCGACUUUCCCAGAGGAGAUUCAAGCGAGGCUCAGGGAGGAGAUUUACGUGCCGCGGCCAUUUGGGGAUGUCCUCGGUGGUGGUGGUAGUGCUGGGUCCGAGUCUGGGUCUGAGUCCGACGAUCCGUUCGGCAUCGGCAUCCCCACGCACACGGGCCAAUUACCCAACGACACGUUCAUUGUGUCGAAUCAUGCGGACGAACUGACGGUGUGGACGCCGCUGAUGGCCGCGUUGCUGUGUCCCGAGUCGCCGUCGCCGUUCGUGGCUAUCCCCUGCUGUUCGCAUUCGUUGUCGGGAGCUAAGUAUCGGUAUCCGCCGCCUAAGGUGGCUACUACUUCGUUGGCUAAAGGGGAGAAGGGGGAGAAGGGCUCGGGGGAGCAGCAGCAGAAACAGGAACAGGAACAAGAACAGCAGCCGGCGGCUGGGGAUCUGAAGGCUUUGAGGAAGGAGAAGCAGGAUGCGCUGCUACUGUCUUCGCAGAAUGAUGCGGCUGGGUUUUUGAAGAGUAUGUACGGCUCUUUGACGGCGAAGACGAUGGCCGUGGCGGAGGAGGUGGGCUUUGAUGUUGAGAAGACGCUGUUGCGCAUUCCCAGUACCCGGAAUAUGGCGGUCGUGGGUGGGCGGAGGGUCACGACGCAGCGCUGGAAACUGGGCGCGCAGACGGUCGGGUCACCUGACGCUGCUCUAAGUCGUGAGGGGGAUGCUGGAGACGUGGUUCUGGAGAAGGUUAUGGCUGCUGUGCAGCGGGAGUGUAAGCGCGAGGGCGGCGUGGAAGCUGCUGCCAAGAUCUGGAUUGAAAGAGCGAGGGGCAUUAACAAGGGUCCUGGGAUGGGGAAGCAGCGUGGUCAUUGA